Puccinia triticina is the source of this 3840-nucleotide messenger RNA. RefSeq lists its product as uncharacterized. The record is from RefSeq and is a predicted model, not a curated record. Lineage: Eukaryota; Fungi; Basidiomycota; Pucciniomycetes; Pucciniales; Pucciniaceae. The coding region runs from base 1 to 3840 and encodes 1279 amino acids. The transcript is spliced from 4 exons.
AUGUAUUCUCCCAAGUUUCUCUUCCAGCUAUCAUCAACAUGUGUGUUGUUAGCUAUCUCGAAUCCGAUCAAAGCACCUCCGCCUAUCUCAGAUUUCCGUCCAGGGGAUAUUGGUAGUGUAGCUGUAGCCCACGACGACAACCCUUCCCAAAUCAACAUCGAGGAAUCCGAGUGUGAUGGAAAGACUUUGGGUCUCGGGCUCUCAGAAUUUGGGCCGGACUUGCUGGACCCGCACUUGGAAUGGCGGCCGACGCGGGAAGUGAAGGCAGACAAUCCGCGAGCAGCUACUCUGGAUUCUUCAUACAAAGGAGAAACUCGAAAGUCCAUCGGAUCUAGUCACCUGAUACCGCCAGAUGGACCUUUCCCAACCCGCAUACUUGAUAUGCCUUACUAUAUUCCUGAGGCUCUGAAUCGGCAUGACCAGCGGCGUAAUCCGGAAGGCUCUCAAUACGGGGUCGUUCUACCAGCUGCGAGUGCGACACAAAAUAGUGACAGACGUACCGCUGAAAAUAAAAAUUAUUACCAGUUAUUCCCAAUAACAUCACCUCGGUUUAAAACGGAGCGCAAUGGCAAUCCAUCUCCCAGCACGCAAGGGCCUCUAGUUGACAUUCGUUCAAACGUGUUUGUUUCAGUUGGUCCUACUCCUCCAAAAGCCCCACCAAUCAGGAUAGAUAACUUACAUCUAGAUCACUCUUCCCUCACCAGUCACGUCAACAAGAUUCCACUUUCUGUGCUCGAGAAGCCUACCAAUCAUAGAGGUUCAAAUUUGCCUCCGCCUCCAGGCUUCCAGCAAUCGCAUCCGCUUCCACUUUCUGUGCUCGAGAAAGCUACCAAUCAUAGAGGUUCAAAUUUACCUCCGCCUCCAGGCUUCCAGCAAUUGCAUCCGCUUCCAUUUUCAAGUGGCAAAGGAUCAACAAUCAGCGACGGCGGGUUAUACGAUGGUCAAAUAAAUUUCGUGCCCGGACUGCAUGGUCGUGAAGCUUUUACGCCAGCCUAUGCUCAUGGUCAGGGUGACUUGUCGCUCAGUUCUGCUAUUUCUCCCCCAAAGCAUCACUUUUCUGGGAAUAUGGAAACUCAAGAUCUCCACAACUCGCGAAAUCUUGGAUUCCAGUCAUUGGAUAAUAGUGGGCCAGCCAAGUCCGGAAUUCUGCACGAAAAACAGAAUGCUAUGGCUGCACAUUCGGAGGACUUGAGGGGGGAUAUAAAUGGAAAAGAAAAAAACAUUGAUAGGAACCCAGGCCACUCGCCAUUUCAGACUAGUACAUUGGUGACAUCAAUUCGUAAAACUAGUGUAUCUCCGUCUACUGAUUCCUCAAGGAAGGAUGAGACGCCGAAAGCUUCGAAACUUAAUUUUGAUGAUCAGCCCCCGAGACUCAGUCAAAAACAAGCCAAAGCAGGCAAUUCAAUAGAGCCUGGACCCUCCGCUGCAGCAGUGCCACUUCCUGAAGCAGGCGACAAUCGUGCUCGACCAACACUUGGAGAUUUCCUAGUCGUCAGCGCAAAAAAUGGAAAGGCAGACAUUCUAAAGGCCAACCAAAGAAAUGGGGAGCAACGGCUCAGCAAAGCACUAGAAGCCAAAUUUGGGGAAGCACAAAGAAAAGAAAAGGCGUCUGAUACUCUGCUCCCGGACCGGGAAAUGAAAAAAAUCAUUCAAAACCUUCAAGCCGAGAGAUAUAGCAGAGAAAAGAAAGGAACUGAGACAAAAAGUGGCAAAGAUACACCUGCAGCAUCGGAAGCAGAUCAGAAUGCCGAAAGGCAAAAACGACUUGCAAAGCAAAAAGAAUGGGAAGCCUCAAGCGUUGGAAAGGACAAGAUGAGACGCGACAAAAAGGCGAAAGCUGCUACGGGGGAGCAUGUCGCUCAGGAUAUCCGGCACAAUCAAAACUUUCCCAUUGUGGAAAACGAGGCAUCAAAAACUUUGUCUAGAGAUGAAAGCACGCAACUUGACGCACAAAAUUCUCAAGGCGGCAGCUCCGGAGCAAAUCGAAAUGGACCACAGCCCAUUCUAUCAUCCAAAGAUAAGGUCGACCGCACCAGGUCCGCGACGGACGAGAAUUUCAAGAAUACUCUCCAAGCUCAAGAUACGGCUAGUCUCGAAAGCGCUGGCCCGAGGACCGAUGAAUCAAUUCUAGAUAGAAGCGCUUGGAAUCAAGGCCAAAGAUACGAUAAUUUAUCUCAUCUUAGUGCUAUGCCUUCUUGCUCCCGCAAUCUUCAAAAAGAACAAGAAGUUAGCGGAGAGGAAAUGGAGAUUCUGCGUCUAAUUGAGUCGAAAAAAAAGCCUCGCAAUCCGAUUAAGCCGACUCCUACCCCUCCGCUCUACUUUAAAGUUAAUUAUGCUAUGGAGGAGACAAUCCUCUCAGAAAUGUAUGAAGAAUACAAACAAACUUUGAACCCCAUCAAUUUUAAAACAAAACCGACAAACUCAAUUAUGGCACCCUUAGAAAUUAAAAACUUCGGGUUACAACCUGAAAUUGCAAAAGUAUUUUCAGAAUUGUUGGCAGAAGAAUUGAGACAUGAAGAUUUAGUACUUACAAAGCCACUCCAGUCAAGUCACCUCUCAGCAUCAGCUUUCACAGAGUUCUCCCAAUUGUGGGGAGAAGAAACUGUUUUGGAUUGGAAAAAUAAGAGUCUAGACGUAAGCUUGAUGGCUCGGUUGGCUCUGAUAUUGAACUUGGAUUGCAAGAAGCCUCAUUAUGGCAUUUCACCAGACGCCUCCCAGCUGACUGCAUUAUAUGAAAGAUUCAGAGCAGCGAAUCACACCAAAGAGAGUCUCAAGCUCUCAAAAGUCGAAACUUCUAUUAGAAAACUGCUGGGCCAAGCGGAAAGUAACAGACGAUUUGCUGCAUUAUUGAUUUGUUUGCAAGAAGAAACUUAUGCCCGAAAUUGGAGAUUCUGGAAGAAACAUCUCAUGGGAAAGAAACUCAUUCAAAAGUCUGACGCGACCAGAUUGGAGAACAGGUUGGGGGUUUCAACAGAUGCUACAUCAAAUGUUAAUAUUCCAAAUGGGUCACGUCAUUAUGGCAUGAAUGUUCGUUUCGGGAAGUCGGACUGUUCCGUCACCGAAAUGCUGGUAGUCAUAUGUGGGGCAGACGAAGCAAAAAGAAGGUUGGAAUUCGUCGAAUAUCUGGACAAACGAAUCUAUCGAACUCGUUGGUGGAAAUCAUUUGACCUCGAAGCUGCAAGGAAAAAAUAUGGACUCAACCUGCAUACAAUUGUGCAAGUGGGAGAUUCACUUCAAUUUGUCUUCAAAUAUUUUCCAAGAAAGUACGAAUCAUGGGAUUGGACUGAAAAGAACUUUGUGGAGCUUAAGAAUUUCUUACAGCGCGUCUAUGCACGUCUGUCUUGGAUGGAAUCCUCUGAGCGUGCCUGGCUGCACACGGCAUGUGGGGGCUUAUAUCAAGAUCGACUGUGGAUAAUCAGCCAGCUUUAUCACAAUCGUUUCCUAAAAACAAACAUGCCAGCCCGCAUUGCCUACGAAUUGAUCUGGUUCGACCUUGGACUCAACAUCGGUGUGAUGACCAAGUUAGCGACUCGCCCCCAGGGAAUUGACGCAAUACGAGACAACCGGAUAGCAACUGGCCUUUCAAGAUAUCCACAGAGUGCUGUUUUAAUUUGGCUUAGGAGUUUCCACAUGGAGCGCCACCAAUACACUCGAAUGAGAUGGACACCAUUGGGAGAGGUGAUGGCACAUCAUUGUGCUGCAUUCAAUUAUUUCGGGGGGUUCAGAAAGUGUUUCUUUAUUUACGUUGUGAUGCUCAUGUAUGGUGUACUCCAGAUCCUGCAGAGAAAGUUCCCCUUUUCCUUCAACGAUCUGGAGAUCAUGCUUCGACAGGGAUUUUAG